GUUAUUUACAGGGACGAUUCGAUGCGGCGUCGAUAGGCGAAGAAUGGCUUUGAUUCAAAGAAGCAUUCGACCGAACAGUUCGGAUCCAGUCCGCUGCCAUCGUCCUGCCUCUUCCUCCCCUCGUGUGAUCUAUCCAUUCUCCUCGCCCAGAGCGAACGGAGCUAAAGAUCUCAGCUUUUUUACCUAUCAUCUCCUCCGCACGGAACGUCCCCAGCUUCGGAUUCGGUGUACCCACGCUAUGUCCUCUCUGGCUUACAAGGAAAUGGAUAGGUUCAGUGCCCCUGCUCGUCUCAUGAUUGUUUCGGAUCUCGAUCACACGAUGGUAGAUCAUCAUGACCCUGAGAACACGUCGUUGCUUAGGUUCAAUGCUAUGUGGGAGUCCAUUUACCGCCACAAUUCCCUGCUAGUAUUCUCGACCGGGAGAUCACCCACACUUUACAAGCAGCUAAGGAAAGAGAAACCACUAUUAACACCUGAUAUAACAAUAAUGUCAGUGGGCACCGAGAUCACUUAUGGUGACUCCAUGGUACCUGAUGAGGGAUGGGAAGUUGUCCUUAAUAAAGCAUGGAAUAGGAACAUUGCUCUUGAGGAAGCAGGAAAAUUUCCCCAGUUAAAGCUUCAGCCAGAAACUGAGCAGAGGCCACACAAGGUCAGCUUCUACGUGGAUAAAGGGCAUGCUCAAGAGGUUUUAAAAUCACUUCCAGGCAUUUUCAAAAGCCGCGGGCUAGAUGUAAAAAUAAUCUACAGUGGUGGUAUUGAUCUUGACAUAUUACCACAAGGCGCUGGCAAAGGUGAAGCUCUUUCAUACUUGCUCAAAAAAUUCAAGGAAGCUGGAAAACUGCCACUUAACACUCUUGCAUGUGGUGAUUCCGGGAAUGAUGCUGAGCUAUUUAGCAUUUCAGAUGUUUAUGGUGUCAUGGUCAGCAAUGCCCAAGAGGAGUUACUGCAAUGGCAUGCUGAAAAUGCAAAAGGAAAUUCUAAGAUAAUUCAUGCCACCGAAAGGUGUGCUGCAGGUAUUAUUGAAGCUAUUGCCCAUUUUGGGCUAGGUCCUAAUAUCUCUCCAAGAGAUAGUUUGGAUCUCUUGUCUUACAAGCCAGAAGAUAUUAAUCCAGCAAUUAUACUAGUUACACUUUACAUUGCGUAUGAGAGGUGGCGCCAGGCUGCAGCUGAAAAUUAUGAAUCAUUUAUCCAAAGUUUGAAGACAAUAUGUCAUCCAAGUGGGACUAUUAUCCAUCCAUCUGGAGUUGAACAACCUCUCCACGAAUGGAUAGACACACUUAGACCAUACUACGGUGAUAAACAAGGUAAAAAGUUCCUAGUGUGGGUAGAUAGAGCAUUCACUUCAAAGAUUGGUUCAGACACAUUGCUUGUAAAGUUUGAUAAGUGGGAACUAACUGAUGAAGGGCGAAAUGGUUGCGUCACUACCUUUGUACUCAACUCAAAGCCCGACAGCCCAGGCAGCUUCAGCUUGGUACACAUUCAUCAGACCUGGCUCGAAGGGUUCGCAGCGAGCACCGAUGAUGCCUGGAUCUUCUAAUUCGGGCAUCUCUAGGAAAACAGUUUCAACUGACAGGUUAUAGGAAUAAAUUUCGUCGGCGAUAAUAAUCGAAUGCUGUUGUUUCUCCCUUUAGUUGGAGCAUGGUUGGGGAUGUGUUGGUGAUACUUGAAUCAACCUUACAGGCACAAUCUUAAAUUCCAGGGAAUUCCAACUAAAGGAAAAUGUUUAGUGUUACCUUGAUGAAGAUAUCAUUGCUAGGAAAAAAAAAAGGAAUGA
Zingiber officinale is the source of this 1774-nucleotide messenger RNA. RefSeq names its product sucrose-phosphatase 2-like. Gene Ontology annotation, molecular function: magnesium ion binding; sucrose-phosphate phosphatase activity. The record is from RefSeq and is a predicted model, not a curated record. Lineage: Eukaryota; Viridiplantae; Streptophyta; Magnoliopsida; Zingiberales; Zingiberaceae. The transcript is spliced from 9 exons. Gene Ontology annotation, biological process: sucrose biosynthetic process. The coding region runs from base 44 to 1537 and encodes 497 amino acids.